Molecule: messenger RNA, 938 nt
Organism: Fusarium graminearum PH-1
Lineage: Eukaryota; Fungi; Ascomycota; Sordariomycetes; Hypocreales; Nectriaceae
Exons: 1
Coding region: 83-850 (255 amino acids)
Source: RefSeq, a predicted model, not a curated record
CUACUUUAUCAACAAAAAGCACAAACUCGCCAAUUAAGGACAAAAUACACUCGAGAUUUAAUUAAGUUAUACAAAUCACACCAUGGAUUUGCUUUCAAGCAUCCGCAAAUCCGGCUCCAGAGGUGGCGUCAACUUCAGCUGGGACGAAGUUGCAAACUCUUCCCAUCGCGAGAAUUAUCUUGGCCACAGUCUCAAAGCACCUGUUGGACGAUGGCAAAAGGGUCGCGACUUGGGCUGGUACGCCAAAGCUGAAGAUGAAUCUGGAGAACCCGACGAAAAUGGAGAAACAGAGGAGGACCGCCGCGAGAAGGCACGAAAGGAAGAACUGCGCAAGAUCAAGGAGGCUGAAGAGGACGCCAUCGCAGCAGCUUUAGGCUUACCACCGCCUGUGCGAGACUCUUCUGGUGCAAAUGCAGUGGAAAUCGAUCCCAGCAAACGAAAGGUCGGGCCAGCAAGCGGGCCUCCUGAGGAAGAGGGUGGAAACGAAAAACGAGAGCGCUCAAGACGUCAAGAUGGUUCGGAAAGAAGGGAGAGAAGACGACACCGCAGUCGAAGCCACGACCGCGAUCAUGAUCGUGAACGCCGCCAUCGUAGGCACAGGAGGAGUCGAAGUCGCGAUAAAGAUGCUGGAAAGGACAGAGACGAAGAUCGACCCAGGGAGAGACGCCGAGAUAGGGAUGGGGAGAGGGAGAGGGAACACGGUCACAGACGCCAUCGCGAUGGCCAUCGAAGGGAAGGUCGAGAAGGAGGUGACCGACGAGACAGAGAUGGAAGCAGGGAGCGUCGCCGCUCGAGAUCGCGAGACCGACGCAGGCGCAGCGGUAGUCCUAAGCCUCAUCGCCGAGACUGAAGAGCCAAAGUCUAGUCUCCAGCAGCGAAUUAACCGAACAUAUGAUACCCAUAGGAACACAAGAGGUGUUCUAACAUCCGCAAUGUGU